Daktulosphaira vitifoliae (grape phylloxera) is the source of this 1380-nucleotide messenger RNA. RefSeq names its product zinc finger-containing ubiquitin peptidase 1-like. The transcript has 9 exons. The record is from RefSeq and is a predicted model, not a curated record. Lineage: Eukaryota; Metazoa; Arthropoda; Insecta; Hemiptera; Phylloxeridae. The coding region runs from base 30 to 1208 and encodes 392 amino acids.
AUUUUUGUUAAAAGCUAAUAUAUUUUACAAUGAAUUAUCAUUCAUUUAUAAUAUUUCUAAUUUUUGCAAAUUAUGGAUCAUUUUUUAGAAGUUUAUCAAAUGAUGAUUUUAAGUGUCCAUUCUGUAUUGAUAAGUUGUCUAGUUCUUAUCAUUUGAUUUCACAUAUCAACGAUAAACACACAGAAAAUGAAAUUACCAUAUGUCCUGAAUGUUAUCAAGAAUUUCAAUAUGGCAGUGUACUCGAAGUGCAUAUGUAUAUAAAUCAUGUAGAAAAGAAAAAAUUGCAAUCGGUGAUUGAACAGGAAGAGUCUGAUCUUUUACAUGCAAUACAACUACACUUAUAUUUAAAUGAAGAAAAUGAGAGAAACUAUGAAGACUCAAUUUUUAAUAAUGACCGAUAUCUGGAUUCACCUACAAUAGAAAAUAUAGUUCGAUACAUCCGUCCCUUAAGUGAGAAUUCUCCUGGAGUACUGAAUGUCUAUUUAUCCUCUCCAAUAGAUUACUACAAAUCUGCUAGAGAAGAUAUAGCAUAUGGCUGUGUUUAUAGAUCUUUGCAGAUGAUGUUAUCUAGUGUUAUGCUGAAUGCGGAUUAUAACAAUCAUAUUAUUAAGGUUUGGGAAAAUUUGUAUAAUAUAUCAAUUUCGCGUUCUAGGAUGCCAAAGGUUUCAUUUCUAGAGAUGCAUUUAGAAGAAAGUUGGAACAAGGGUAUUAAUCCAUGGGGUAAAAAAAUAAUGUACGAGAGGAGUCAAUAUCCCACCAAAAACGGUUCUCAUAUGCUUGAUGUUGAUGCAAUGCUUACGGGAAUGCGAAUUAGAGCGGAGUAUAUACAUUUUGAAGGAGGGUUUUUUCGAAAUACAUGGCAAAAAGUGUUAAAGUGGUUAUAUAAUUAUUUUCAAAAUAAAUAUAACUUAGACUAUAUAUCGCCAGUAAUGCUACACUAUCCACAACACUCAGUGGUAAUAGUUGGUGUAGAAAAUCGACCAGGUAAUCAAAAAGUACCAUUAGUGGUAUGUCCAAAUCAUGAUUACACACAUAUAACAACUCAAUAUAGAAAUAAUGCUCUUUAUAUGAUUCAAAAUUAUUCUUAUAUACGCCAUGGAGUUUGGUAUCGUCUUUGUAUAAUCACCGGAAUCAUAAUAACUGAUGCAGAAUAUGAAAGAUUGAAAAGAUCGGAUUUUGAACAUUCAGAUCGAUAUACAAGACUUUGAAUUAAAAUUACAGACUAUGAGGCAUCACAGCAUUUCUUUAGUUAUUAUCUAUUAUUAAAUGUGUUAAAUAAAUGCAUUUAUCUUUUGUAUUUGUUACAAUAUCCACGCAUAUUAGUUUUAAAUAAUUCUUAAAAUAUUUAAAUGUAAAUUAUAAGAAAAGUACAAUGUCACA